Osmia bicornis bicornis is the source of this 381-nucleotide messenger RNA. RefSeq lists its product as uncharacterized. NCBI's taxonomy places the organism in Eukaryota, Metazoa, Arthropoda, Insecta, Hymenoptera, Megachilidae. The coding region runs from base 72 to 335 and encodes 87 amino acids. The record is from RefSeq and is a predicted model, not a curated record. The transcript is spliced from 3 exons.
CCAUUCUUCUCGGGACUUCCUUCUUGUUCUUCAAUUUAUUAUACGAUGUGUAUUUCUUUUUCGCGCCGUUAAUGGUCGAUAAUGUAACGAUGAAUACGUCGCUUGUACUGAAUAGCGUGAUUUGGACAAUCUUUACUCUGUAUCCGCUCGGAUUGUUGACCACCCUAGUGACGAAACUGGAGAACGAGAUCGGACGAACCGGUGGUAUCGUGCAUGCAUUGCUGAAUUAUUCGAUCGAUAGAGAAGCGAGAACCGAGUUGCUGCAUCGGCAGAUCAAGUUCACGGCCAUUGGAUACUUUGUUCUAGACAACACCCUUUUUCAAUCGGUGAGCUAAUCAAUAAUUAUCGAUCUUGUUAUUUUAUUUCUUCUUUUUUUUUCUU